This is a messenger RNA of Pantherophis guttatus, 1683 nucleotides long. RefSeq names its product programmed cell death 5 (gene PDCD5). NCBI's taxonomy places the organism in Eukaryota, Metazoa, Chordata, Lepidosauria, Squamata, Colubridae. Gene Ontology annotation, molecular function: DNA binding. Gene Ontology annotation, cellular component: cytosol; nucleus. The record is from RefSeq and is a predicted model, not a curated record.
AAGAAGGCGGGCCGAGAGGCGGGCGCGGUCGCUGCUGCUGCUGCUCCUCUGUUUCCCUCACGCGCGGCGGGGCUGCUCCGGCCUUUCUCCCUGCCUCUGAGGCGAUGGCGGACGAGGAGCUGGAGGCGCUGCGCAAGCAGAGGCUGGCCGAGCUGCAGGCCAAGCAAGGGGAUCCCUCCAGUGAAAUUGCACAACAAGAAUCAAAACAGAGGGAAGCUGAAAUGCGAAAUAAUAUUUUGGCUCAGGUUUUGGAUCAAGCAGCACGUGCCAGAUUAAGCAAUUUAGCACUUGUAAAGCCAGAAAAGGCAAAGGCGGUUGAAAAUUACCUUAUACAGAUGGCAAGAUUUGGACAGCUAGGUGGAAAAGUAUCAGAACAAGGGUUGAUAGAAAUACUUGAAAAAGUGAGUCAGCAAACGGACAAAAAAACAACGGUAAAGUUCAAUAGAAUAAAAGUGUUGGAUUCCGAUGAGGAAGAUUAAUUAAUGAAAUAUGAAGACAGUUGCCAACUGCUAAUCACCUGGAAUAUGUCAAGGAAAGUAUCUUCUAUCAUAGGCGAAAGUUUACAAAACGUUCUGUACACAUUUUUAUAAAAAGUAAAACUGAUAAGCUUGCCUUCUGUACAAUUAAGUGAAAUUGUUUUCUUAGAUAAGUUUUAUAUAAUGAACUUGAGAAAUAAGGAUUCAUUCUCUAAGGUUUUAGCUUUCCUUUGACACCAUGCAGUUAAAUUUAUUGUGCAACUGGCAGAUGUGAAAAUAUACUUGCCUCUCCUAUAAGUGCUUCAUGUCCCAUAGGAAACGAAAUUCUACCUUGCCAACAAAUACCAAUUUAAGUCUGCAGGCUAAAUUAGAUAUUGGAAAGAGAAUUUCAUUUUUAUAUUUAAAGGGGGGGGGCAUACAUUAGACCCACACAAUCUUCAUUUCUUAACCAUGAAUAAAAAGUUGAGCAGCCAUCAAGUUUAUUCUUUCCCCCAAGUAGAAAUUCUCACCUCAUUUUCAAUUAUCUUAACUGUGAUUAAUGCCAAACAGGAUUCCCUGAUAGCUAUGUUUUUGAAACUGGCUUUGAAGCCUGAUUAGCAUUACCAUGGUUUCAAAGGAUCAGAAAUACUAUGUGUGCAUUACAUGUCAGAACACUUCCUGAAGUUUUGUUAAACUUGGUUUGGAACCAAGCAAGACGGGGUUGUUCAUAAAAAAUACGGUUGUAUAAUGUAUUGUUGACUGAUUUGCUGUAUUGCAAAUUCAGGAUGUUUUGCUUAGAACAUCAUGAAAUUUAAUUAAAGUCUGCUUGGUAAAAGAAAACCUUCAGCACAUUGUUUUUAUACAGAAGCGGAUUAAUAAAUGCUUCAAUCUUUGAACAUAAUUUAGCCAAAGUUAAUUUUGAAAAGGAGAUUUUGCUGAAAUCAGUUAAAGGCUGGUUUCUGUAUUUUGUCUUGGUAUAAUCCACCACCACAUAAACACAUUCACAUGCACUGAAACUUCCCAUUUUCAGAGUUGUAAAGCCGCUCAAAGACCAUCUUUCAUGCAUGAUACCAGUGUAAACAAUGUUGUGCGUUUUUGUUACUGAGCAUAAGUGUUUGAUCCAUGCAUACAAUCUACCCUAUGUAAGUCAGUGUUAAAAGACAAGUUUCUUUUUCUGGCUUCUAUGGGCUCUGAAAUGUAUUAAAACCUUUCCAUUGAGCAAAGUUAA